AUGCAUGAAUCACCGUUGACACCAUCUAAUUCAGUGCGACCUACGAUUUGUGCAGGUUGUUCACUACCAAUCGAUGAACAAUUUUUAUUAUGUGUAAUGGGAACAUGUUGGCAUGAACGUUGUCUUGUUUGUGUUGAAUGUCAAGAACCAUUGGUAGCCACAUGUUAUCACAAAGAAGGAAAAAUCUAUUGUAAAAGAGAUUACUUCGAAAUUUUCGGUAUGCGAUGUUCAAGAUGUAAAGCAAUUCUUCAACCGGAUGAAAUAAUUAUGAAAACAUCGGGUCAAGUGUUUCAUUUACAAUGCUUCAGAUGUUCUCUAUGUGAUGAUCAUUUGCAUAAAGGUGAUCCUUAUAUGUAUCGUGAUGGUUUACUUCUUUGUCAUGCCGACUUUCAACAUCAUCAACAACCACAACAACAAAUUAUUUCAUCACAUCAUCAACAACCUACAAUUCGAUGUAAUCGAAGUGAUGAAGAAGAUAGUUAUGAAGAUGAUUGUUGUUCAUCUGAUGCUGUUGCAAUAAGUAAUGGUGUACACCAAUCUGGACAUAAUCAUCUACGAAAUGGUCGUGGACCUAAACGACCACGAACUAUUUUAACAUCAGUACAACGACGUAAAUUUAAACAAGCAUUUGAUGUUAGUUCAAAACCAUGUCGAAAAGUUCGAGAAGGUCUUGCAAGUGAAACUGGCCUAUCAGUUCGUGUAGUUCAAGUAUGGUUUCAAAAUGAACGAGCAAAAAUGAAAAAAUUACAACGUCGUCAACAACAGAAUAAUACGAAUGAAAUUAAUGAAAAAAAAUCGAAGAAAAAAGUAGCUAACGAUGGUCUAUUAAAUCAUUAUAUGUUUGAUGAAGAAGGAGAAAAUAUUGAAAAUAGUCGAUGUUCAUCAGAAGAAUCAAUACCACAUAGUAUUUCAAAUGAUUUCGGAUCAUCAAAUGAUGAAAAUAAUAAACAUGAAGCAGCUGAUGGUCGACAUCGUCAUUUAAUCAAUGAAAAUUGUUAUCCAUCACAUGAAAAUAGUGAUGGUGAUAUUAAUGAAGACACAAUAAAUCGUAGUCAAAAUCCAAUUGACAAAUUAUAUUCAAUGGCACAAAAUGCUUAUUAUUGUUCAGCGUGUUAA
Molecule: messenger RNA, 1116 nt
Organism: Rotaria sp. Silwood2
Lineage: Eukaryota; Metazoa; Rotifera; Eurotatoria; Philodinida; Philodinidae
Source: the annotation of a GenBank genome assembly